GGCAAAGCCCGAUACACAAAUUUUACGAACAGGCCGAGCCCUCAGUACAUCAAUUGGCCAUCAAAUGACAAUGGCUAUAAAUGGAACCCUCAAAAUAACACAAGGGAAACAUUUCUUGAACUCCCUUCAGAAACUAGAAAUUGCAAAAUUGAAGCUCUCAGAAUAGCUUCCUCCCCAAGCCAUAUGGUUCAAGUGUUGAAAUCUCAGCAAUUUCAGCUUAAUCAAGCUGACAAGCAGCAGCAGCACGCCAGAACCACAACACAAGAUCCAUCACAUUUCGUUUUUACCGUACAAGAAGCUAUGCACGAGCACGAGAAAGCAAGAGAGUUUAAUAACCCUGCUUGCACCGUUAUAUUUGGUAUCUCACAACAAUUACCAUCGCAUGAAGCUCAGCACGUUGGAUCUCGACUAGAGGUGCCAAAGGAGGGUACGGAGCCUGUAACAAUCAAGCCUGAAUAA
Dovyalis caffra is the source of this 459-nucleotide messenger RNA. NCBI's taxonomy places the organism in Eukaryota, Viridiplantae, Streptophyta, Magnoliopsida, Malpighiales, Salicaceae. The record is from the annotation of a GenBank genome assembly.